UCUAAGUACGUGCAUGCGUGUUGUGUUCCGUUCGGCUUUUAAUUUUAUAAAUUUCUAAAUCAGUUAAAUGUGGUUUGAGACUUAAUAAUACAUAUUUGGUAGAGCAUUAAAUUAUGUAUUUCAUAUUGAAGACCGAGUGCAUAAAACAUAUAUUAUCUAUAAAAUAGAUAAAAGAUAGUUCUUAAAUAAGAUUUAAUAACUAGUGAAGCGUCCAUAUCCAGCAUUGCCAGAUUAAAGUAAAUUUUGGAGCUUAUAGAGUAUUUCAAAUAUUUAGUAUUUUGCAUAAUGAGUAAAACGCACAAAUAUUUGGUAUUUUUGAACCCUUUUAGAUAGCCUAAACCGUCAUUUUGGAAAUAAUGCAUCUUUAGCUCAUUGCUAUUGUAUAUUGUGUAUUUAUUGUCGAUACUAUUUCCCUUUUGUCCAUAAUAUGGAAUGUUCAGGACUCGGGGGCACUUCGAUUUCUUCGGGAGGACGAUUAUCUGCAUCUGAUGAUCUAAAUAUAAAUCGUAUUCAUCAAACCGGAGAUCACUCCUGUGAUAAUCAAAUUUCUAUGGAUGUAGAGGAGAAUAUUGAAUGUCCCGUGACCAAUAACUUGUCCGGGUUUCGUUGGAAGCGGGUACUUAACCCCACAGGACCGCAGCCGCGUCCUAGGCAUGGACACCGUGCGAUAAACAUUAAAGAGCUAAUGGUCGUCUUCGGCGGUGGAAACGAAGGAAUUGUGGACGAGUUGCACGUUUAUAAUACUGUAACAAAUCAGUGGUACGUGCCAGUGCUAAAAGGAGAUGUUCCAAAUGGAUGCGCAGCCUAUGGAUUUGUUGUAGAAGGAACUCGAAUGUUCGUCUUCGGAGGAAUGAUCGAGUAUGGAAAAUAUUCAAACGAGCUUUAUGAGCUACAGGCCACCAAAUGGGAGUGGAGGAAAAUGUAUCCUGAGUCACCGGACAGUGGGUCGUCACCGUGCCCUCGUUUAGGACAUAGUUUUACAAUGGUUGGUGAAAAAAUAUUUCUGUUUGGCGGACUAGCAAAUGAAUCGGACGACCCAAAAAAUAAUAUUCCAAAAUAUCUAAACGACUUGUACAUACUGGAUACUCGAGGAGUUCACAGUCAUAACGGAAAGUGGAUAGUACCUAAAACAUAUGGGGAAAGUCCUCCACCACGGGAGUCUCACACAGGCAUUUCAUUUGCCAGUACAAAAUCUGGAAAUUUAAAUCUUUUGAUUUAUGGAGGAAUGAGUGGGUGCCGCUUGGGAGAUUUGUGGCUGUUAGAUACAGACUCAAUGACGUGGUCGAAGCCAAGAAUGUUAGGGGAGGCGCCGUUACCACGCUCAUUACACAGUUCGACAAUGAUUGCGAACAAAAUGUAUGUGUUUGGAGGCUGGGUUCCCUUAGUGAUUAAUGAUUCCAAAUCGACAACAGAACGGGAAUGGAAAUGUACAAAUACUCUUGCAGUUCUGGAUUUAGAAACAAUGUCUUGGAACAAUGUUACAUUGGACACUGUAGAGGAAAAUGUACCUCGGGCUCGUGCUGGCCACUGCGCAGUUGGUAUUCAAAGUCGUCUUUACGUGUGGUCAGGUCGGGACGGUUACCGGAAAGCAUGGAACAACCAGGUUAGGGUUUGCUGCAAGGACCUAUGGUAUUUAGAAGUCUCUAAACCGCUAUAUGCAGUCAAAGUUGCGCUCGUUCGCGCUUCUACGCAUGCCCUGGAGCUUUCAUGGUCUGCGACCACUUUUGCAGCAGCCUAUGUUUUACAAAUCCAAAAAAUCGAGCAGCCACCAAACACGAUCUCAAAACCCGUGAGUCAGAACAUUGUUCAGCAAGGAACAACAACACCAGCUGAAUCUUCUGGAACAAACGUUGCAGAAAAUUGUUCUGAAAGCGCCUUGACUCCGGGAAUCGUAGCAACGUCAGCAGUUCUGAAUUUAGAAAAAAAUGCAAUCCAAACGGAUGGAUCUGGAAAUGUCUUGUUGCAAACCUUUUCGCCUCCUUCAUCGCCUACAACACGCGUUAAAAAAAAAUUUAUUUCAUCGAUCGGAACUAACUUUACCACUUCUGCCGCUUCUGCUCAACCUCAAAUAUCUGUAAUCAGUAGUACUGCGAAAGUUGCCAGUACCACCGCGUCCAGUAGUAGCACCGUUAGUAGCUUAUUGCAAAAGUUUCGACCAACUGUUACUGCAGUAAGAUCACCUACUACUAACACCGUAACUGGUGUUACUAGUGUAGCUGACCCUCUAGCUUUACGAGUACCAACUGCGAUGGCUACAAACGUCGUUCUCAAUUCUGCAGCCUCAAGUACGGGGUUGCGUAUUGUACCUAGCGUAACUGCUUCUCAAACAUUACGCCUCGCUCCCGCUCAACCGGGUGUAAUCAGCAGCGGAAGUAGUGCAGCAGUCAAUAUAUUAAAAGCGGCCCCAUCAACUGCUGUUUUGCAAUCGCAGACUUCGGCAUCUGGAACCAAGUCCAUUGGUGGAAAACAGUACUUUAUUCAAAAGCCUCUUACACUCGCUCCUAAUGUUCAGCUACAAUUUGUUAAAACCAGCAGUGGGGGGAUGACCGUUCAAACACUGCCCAAAGUUAACUUAAAUGUACCCAAAGGAAGUUCCCCUCACGGUAUUCCAAUCGCAAGUCAACAGUUGGUGUCUGGAAGUAAUCAAAAUCAAGGAUCGGUAAUACCAGGAAAUCAACUUCAGAAACCCAUUGUUUCUGGCAACGUUCUGAAACUGGUAUCGCCCCAUACGGUGGCAAGCGGUAAAUUGAUUAUGAAGAAUUCAAACAUUUUACAAAUGGGCAAGGUAACGCCGAACGUAAUUGGAGGAAAGCCAGCAUUUGUCAUUACAAAUAAACAGGGAGCGCAAUUGGGAAAUCAGCAAAUCAUUAUUGUAACUACUGGUAGUGGUGUCAGAACAGUUCCAUCUACAACGGUUAUGACUAGUGCUGGUGGCACUACAUCAGGCACAAAUAUUGUAAGUAUUGUUAGCUCAACUUCAACAACGUCUAGUCCGCUUCAGACUAUAAGUGGGCAAAGAACUUUAAUAUCCAACCAAAGUGGAGUAAAGAUGCUGCGAAAUACGUCAUCGGUACAAACAUCGACUCCAGUUGCUAUUGGACAGAAACCAAGCGGCACUCACAUCCAUCAAAAAACGGCUUUGUAUAUUGGAGGGAAAGCCGUUACUGUUAUGAGCGCCAAUACAAGUAUGCCUACUUCUGGAAACAUUUCAAAUAAAGUAAUGUUGCUACCAGGAGCAAGCUCUACGAAUUCUGUAGUUUCUACUACAAAUCUAAAUGCAAGAAAAAGUUUUGUUUUUAAUACCGGAGGAAGUCCACGUGCCGUCACACUAGCAACUAAAAGCGUGAGCGCAAAAAUAAUAUCACCAACGCAAUCAAUGAAGGAAACCAUGCCAGAAUCAAUUAUUCCUGUCGUUUCUAUGAAGGAUACUGAAUCAAUAGAUGAUAUUAUUGAGCAGUUGGAUGGAGCCGGAGAUCUUUUAAAACUUGCCACAAGUGCAGUUCAACACCGGGAUGAGGAAGAAAUUAAUGAUGACAAUGCUACGUCAUCAUCAUUGCCACCGCCAAUAUUGACUGGAUUAGACAUAACAGCACCAUCGCGAGCGCUUAAUGCCAUAGUUGAGGGACAUCAUGUUGAUAUUCUUGAAGAUGUUUCCGGGGUCAGCAGCACAACUGGCGCUAGGGAAACGAUAAUGGAAAGAGUUGAAAAUGAUAAUAUGGAAUCCAUGGUUAAGUCGAAACCUGCUUCCGAUAAUUGCCAACAGCCGACAACUUUGGAAACUGAAGCUGCUGCCAUACUGACCACAAUAAAGUCGGCUGAAGUUUUAGUGUUGGGAAGUACGGAACUAAGCAAGGAUCCUGGCGUCUUUAGUGUAGAAAGUUCAGAUGAUCAAAAUGAGGAUCCAAAAAUUAAACAAGGACAUGAAACCCCACUGUUCACAACUUCCCAGAAUCCACAACAAUAUCAAAAUGUCGAUGGAUCGCACUUAGACGCUCUGGCCUCAGCUGCAGUUCUGCAAGCUGCGACGGCAGACGCUACACCGUUGGCAACUGCUGGUUUAGCAAUGAAAGAGUUAAUAGAAAGACCGGAAAGUGAGAUUCAGAUCAGGAGUAACAAUGUUGGUGAUAAUCAACAAACCAAUAUUCAAUCCACCUCAGCUUCUGUUGUUUUCCCGAACAAGUCGCAAGUCGAAAACCAAAAAUGGCAUACAGUAGGCGUAUUUAAGGAUCUCUCGCAUACUGUCACAACCUAUAUUGAUUCAAAUUUCAUAAGUGACGCCUUACUUAAUAAUAUUGACGUGGAUAAUCUUCCAGAUUUAAGCAAAUUUCCGCGCACCAAUUUGGACCCUGGAACGGCUUAUCGUUUUCGUCUAAGUGCUAUCAACACUUGUGGCCGAGGAGAGUGGGGAGAGAUUUCAAGCUUCAAAACAUGUUUACCGGGCUUUCCGGGCGCCCCCUCGGCUAUUAAGAUUUCAAAGGAUGUCAAGGAGGGCGCUCACUUAACAUGGGAACCACCUCCGGCUCAAAAAACUAAGGAGAUAAUUGAAUAUUCUGUAUACCUUGCGGUCAAACCAGCUGCAAAGGAUAGGGCUUUGGCCACACCUCAGUUGGCUUUUGUGCGCGUAUAUGUUGGUUCUGCAAAUCAAUGCACAGUGCCAAACGCUUCACUAUCCAAUGCACACGUUGAUUGCUCAAAUAAACCAGCAAUUAUAUUUCGGAUUGCUGCUCGAAAUCAAAAAGGUUAUGGUCCAGCUACACAAGUUAGAUGGCUUCAAGAUCCCUCAUCUACAAAACUACAAAUGCCGUCUAGUUCGACAAAUUUAAAACGUAUACAGGAAAGAUCAACUAUUGGAACAAACAGUGUUUCGAAUUCAUUUUGUUCGCCUCACAAACGUGGACGCAACGGAUUGCAUGAAUAACCACCCAAUUAAGUAGUAUCUUUCUCAUACAUAGGUAAAGAGAUAACGCUAUAAAUGUAAAGUCUAGCAUAAAAAAAUGUAUUCCACUUAA
Molecule: messenger RNA, 5009 nt
Organism: Drosophila eugracilis
Lineage: Eukaryota; Metazoa; Arthropoda; Insecta; Diptera; Drosophilidae
Gene: Hcf
Product: host cell factor
Exons: 13
Coding region: 428-4918 (1496 amino acids)
Biological process (GO): regulation of DNA-templated transcription; chromatin remodeling
Cellular component (GO): histone methyltransferase complex
Molecular function (GO): protein binding; transcription coactivator activity
Source: RefSeq, a predicted model, not a curated record